Molecule: messenger RNA, 5535 nt
Organism: Struthio camelus australis
Lineage: Eukaryota; Metazoa; Chordata; Aves; Struthioniformes; Struthionidae
Gene: MFN2
Product: mitofusin 2
Biological process (GO): mitochondrion localization; mitochondrial fusion
Cellular component (GO): mitochondrial outer membrane
Molecular function (GO): GTP binding; GTPase activity
Source: RefSeq, a predicted model, not a curated record
UGCAGGACGGGGUCCGGCCGGGGAGAGGGGGGCGGCAGGAGCGGAUCGUUCACGCGCGAGGCAGAGCGGCGCGGACCAUGCCGGAGCUGUGAAAACGUCGCUCUCACCCUCAAACGCAAUGUCCCUGUUGUUUACUCGUUCCAAGUCAAUUGUUGCAGUGAAGAAGGAUAAAAGACACAUGGCUGAGGUAAAUGCUUCUCCGCUUAAACAUUUUGUCACUGCAAAGAAGAAAAUCAACGGUAUCUUUGAGCAGUUGGCUGCAUACAUCAAUGAGAGCUCCUCAUUCCUAGAAGAAACACACAGGAAUGUGGAGCUUGACCCUGUCACCACAGAAGAGCAGGUAUUGGAAGUCAAAGGUUACCUCUCAAAAGUCAGUGGCAUUAGCGAAGUGCUGGCAAGGCGACACAUGAAAGUGGCUUUUUUUGGAAGGACAAGCAACGGAAAAAGCACUGUGAUAAAUGCCAUGCUAUGGGAUAAAGUCCUUCCUUCAGGGAUUGGACACACCACAAACUGUUUCCUGCGUGUAGAAGGAACAGAUGGGCAUGAAGCUUUCCUGCUUACUGAAGGCUAAGAAGAAAAAAAGAGCGUCAAGACCGUAAACCAACUUGCUCACGCUCUUCAUCAAGAUGAACUUCUGGAUGCUGGCAGUUUAGUCAGUGUUAUGUGGCCCAAUUCCAAAUGUCCUCUCUUAAAGGAUGACUUGGUGCUGAUGGACAGCCCUGGCAUUGAUGUAACCACAGAGCUGGACAGCUGGAUUGACAAGUUCUGUCUAGAUGCUGAUGUAUUUGUCCUUGUGGCAAAUUCUGAAUCUACAUUGAUGCAAACUGAGAAACAGUUCUUCCACAAGGUGAAUGAACGCUUGUCUCGACCCAAUAUAUUUAUCUUAAAUAACCGCUGGGAUGCAUCUGCUUCUGAACCAGAAUACAUGGAAGAGGUGCGUCGGCAGCACAUGGAGCGGUGUACCAGUUUCCUGGUAGAUGAGCUGGGCGUGGUGGAUCGAGCCCAGGCAGGGGAUCGAAUCUUCUUUGUGUCAGCAAAAGAAGUGCUGAAUGCCAGGAUUCAGAGGGCUCAAGGGAUGCCAGAAGGAGGUGGAGCGCUGGCAGAUGGAUUUCAAGUGAGAAUGUUUGAGUUUCAGAACUUUGAGAGAAGAUUUGAGGAAUGUAUCUCACAGUCUGCAGUGAAAACAAAAUUUGAGCAGCAUACAGUGAGAGCGAAGCAGAUUGCUGAAGACGUUCGUCUUAUCAUGGAUUCUGUGCAUGUUGCCGCCCAGGAACAGCGAGUUUACUGUCUGGAAAUGCGAGAGGAACGACAGGAACGUUUAGGUUUUAUUGAUAAACAGCUGGAGCUCCUUACUCAAGACUACAAGCGGAAGAUAAAACAGAUCACAGAAGAAGUGGAGAGACAGGUAUCAAAUGCAAUGGCUGAAGAAAUUAGACGGCUUUCAGUGUUGGUAGAUGAAUACCAAGCAGAUUUCCAUCCAUCUCAAGUAGUUCUUAAAGUUUACAAGAACGAGCUACAUAAACACAUUGAGGAAGGUCUGGGCCGUAACAUGUCGGAGCGUUGCUCCAAUGCUAUCGCAGUUUCCCUGCAGACAAUGCAGCAAGAAAUGAUAGAUGGUUUAAAACCCCUUCUCCCAGUCUCUUUGCGGGGCCAGAUAGAUAUGUUGAUUCCCCGACAGUGCUUCACGCUCAGCUAUGAUUUGAACUGUGACAAGCUUUGUGCUGACUUCCAAGAGGACAUAGAAUUCCAUUUCUCUCUUGGAUGGACGAUGCUGGUGAAUAGAUUUUUGGGACCAAAGAAUGGUCGUCGGGCCUUGAUGGGCUAUAAUGACCAGAUUCAACGCCCUUUAACACCAGCAAAUCCCAGUCUGCCUCCUUUGCCUCAGGGUUCUAUGACCCAGGAAGAGCUCAUGGUGUCUAUGGUGACUGGACUGGCCUCAUUAACUUCCCGAACUUCCAUGGGGAUCCUCGUGGUUGGUGGCGUGGUCUGGAAGGCUGUGGGUUGGAGACUGAUUGCUCUUUCUUUGGGCCUUUAUGGGCUCCUUUAUGUAUAUGAACGUCUCACUUGGACCACAAAGGCGAAGGAGAGAGCUUUCAAACGCCAGUUUGUAGAGUAUGCUGGUGAGAAACUGCAGCUCAUCGUCAGUUAUACAGGUUCCAAUUGCAGCCACCAAGUCCAACAAGAGCUUGCUGGAACAUUUGCUCAUUUGUGUCAGCAAGUGGAUGUCACACGGGAGAAUCUUGAGCAGGAAAUUUCUGCCAUGAAUAAAAAAAUUGAAAUUUUGGAUUCACUGCAGAGCAAAGCAAAACUGCUCAGGAAUAAGGCAGGUUGGCUGGACAGUGAACUCAACAUGUUCACACAUCAGUACCUGCAGCAAAGCAGAUAGUGUGGGAAGAAAAGGAAAUCAACACUGUUUCCCUUCAGUGCUCUCUCUUAAUUACCGCAGGGAACAUGGUGGGUGAUGGAAUCCCUAAAGGGAGCGAGCAAAAAGCCAAAUGCUGUGUUUCUAGUCACUGUGUGAACGAUAGGAUUCUGCUUCCCUGUUUCAUGUCACACCUCUAAACACUAGCUGUUUGCAACUUCUUUUUCCUGUUGGGGAGGCUGGGCUACUUAAGAAGGAAUGUCUGCCUCAUACAUUAACAGGGGGCUUUUUAAAGCAAAAUGAAGUUCAGCAACAGCCAAUUUAAAACAGCAAACAAAGGUAUAUCAGGUUAAAAGUCAUUCUAACGCAUCUUUCCUUGUGGAUUCAGUCAUUUUACUACAUGCAGAUAAACUUUUUGAAUUCAAAGCCCCGAGUUCAUGUAUGCGUGAUAUGCAGCUACUUGUCCCAACACAGAUUUCUCAUGGCACGGAGGUGUAAAGAUAUUUUCACAAUACUGCUACAGCCCAUGCCAGCCUAUCUCCUAGGUAGCCUUCAGUAAGUACAAAACAUGACAAAGAACAACUGCACCCUAUCUCUUCAUAGAAAAGUUUGUUGCUGUCAGCAUGUUCAAACCUAUGAACAAAACCAGUUAUCUCCCAGAGUGAGAGGGAUUAAGAUUUUGCGUUAGUAAACUUACUGUCUUUCGCGUUGGUUUCUUCCUCUUCAGAGCUCUUCAGUUCAACAAAGCAGCCUGGCCCAUUUCACGUCACAGACAAAUAGUUUGCAAAGACAAAACUAGCUCCUGUAAAGGAGCAAGUAUUGAUUUUUUUUUUUUUUUUUUUUUUUUUUUUUUUGGUGUCUUGAUAAUUUGGCAGCUUGUGGAGGAAGAAAAACAGGACUGAAAAGGAAAGCCAGUUGACAGAAUAACUGCAUUAUGAGAUAAGUUGAUGAAUGUGUUUUUUGGAAAUGCACAGCUGUGUUUCUGGAAGCAGGACUUUGGAAUUCCAUUACCGCUAUUAGGCCACAAGGACGGCAUGUGGAUUACAAGCUGUAAGAGAUUUUGCUUCGUGUAGAGUUUCCAUGGGGUGAUGGAGUCCAUGCAGUAAUAUGAUUCAAUGUUGUUUCUGUUUUCUUAAAAUGAGAGUAUGAGAAUGAGCUGACAAGUGCAGCUCUUCUAGUGCUGGAGAGACCUGUCUGCUAUUUCAUGCAUGGACAAGACUGGAUUAAGGCAACUUAUAUUUUUUUAAAUGCUCUCUAUAGGCAAACAGAUCAAACUGAUCUUUGAGUUUUCCCCAAAGCAAUUUUUAAUUCUAAAAUUUAGGAAUUGUAAGGACUUCAGUCUCUUCCUAAUUGUAAUUGAUGAAGAAGAAAUUCCCACUGAUUUCAGUAGCGCUAGGAUCAGGUUCCUUUGCUGCAAAAUUUAUUUUCCACUUGGUAGGUCAGUAUUAUACGGCAUACGUUAGGCAUGACCUUUCUGUUCCCGUUUCCCCCCUCACCCCAAAUAUCUCUAAGGAAUCCAGAAUCAGGCCCUAGAGUUCUGAGGUUAAUGCUAACCUAAAUCUGUCCAGCAUCAGACGUAUUAGAAAAUAUGGGUUAUCUGUGAGCAGGUCCCAGCUCUGAGUUCAGAACUACUGAAAGGUGUUUGUUGGGUUUUGUUUGGUCAUAUUGACAAUGAGACUUUUUAUUUAAAAAUGGUAUCAGCUGGCCCUAGGAUUUCUCAACUCGCGCUCGGAUGCAAAUGUAUUUAUGUGCCUGAGACAAAUCCACUGCUUCACCGGAAGUUCCUGAAAGGAGAAGCUGCCUGAUAUUUGAGGGAGGAAAAAAUAGUGAAGUGUCAGUAAGUACUUGAGGCUAUUUUAACCUUUCCAGUCAGAUUUCAAGUAUUUUGGGUCAGUUGGGAAUUGGCAGGUUGAGACUCUUGCUAUGUCCCUGGAAUAUAGGAAGCAAACAACGGAGUACUAGAGCGGAGAGAAGGAAUGGAUUCCACAAAGAGAUUUAGGUGCUUCAUAAGUUGGUGUUAGAGGAACAAAUCUUUCACUUCCAGUGGACAGCUUUGAAUCCAACCCAAAUUUAAAAGCCAUUUUCACCUGAGGGCUCUUCAUUGGCUGCGGUCACUCUCCUCAGGCAGUCACCAGGACUCGCCUGAGGUGUGCCUGAAGUAUGGCUUGGAUCUGAGAUCUACGAAUGAGUAGGAAAGAAACUGGAGUCCUUGCCUCUGGAAAUUGUGUUCUGUAGGUUUGUGGUGAAGUAUACCAGAAUAAGUGGAAUUGUCCACUGUAAUUAUGUGAAUAAAUUCAGAUCUGGAGUCUCCCAAGCUAUCCCUUCAGCAUCUAUAAUAAGCUAUGUUCCGUGCAGUUGAGUUCAAACAUUAAGCUCAUCCCUGAUACAGCAGUCAAUUUGCCAGUUCCAGGUAGAGGGUGGUGGUGAUGUACCUCUAGACUACCUGAAGUGCUGACCAGGCUUUUGAAGAUGUGUGCUCCUAGUAUCCCUUUAACAGGGCUUAAGGGGAAAUCUGAGAAAUGAUCUGAUCUUUAAAGCUGGCGUUUGAUCUGUAGAGGGAGAGGUUCAUGGGUUCUUAGAAUCUGAUGUCUUGCUAUUGUAUGUGUUCCUGAUACCGUGCAGAUUUUGGUGAUGUAGGCUUUCUUGCUGUAACAUUGAAACAACCUACAGAACGGGGGAAAGAACCACUUCAAUUUUUUAAGAAGCAAAACUGCUUCAGGAGCAAGGAAGUAAUGUUUUUUAAGUAUGCGUGUAACCCUUGUCGCUAGAAGCCAAGUGGCUGAGAAUUGGACUUGAACGGACUUGCCUAUGAGUUGGAUUCCUCUUAAAGUAAUCGAGAUAAUGACUGUUCUUCUUUAAUUCAGAUUGGUGGAGGAAUGAACACUAUCAGCAAGGAGGUUAUCUUCUGCUUUCCAUAAGGAAUGAUAAAUAAUCCUUAGACCAGGUACUUCCAAGGGCAAGCUCCCCCAAACUCUUAUUAAGGAAGACCAGCUAAAUGCACUUUAUCUUAUUGCUGCUACUUAUUUUUCUUGUUGUUAUGUUGAUGGGGCUCUUCAAAGUACUCUUACCAGUGAGUUUUCUCUCUGCUGUAUUUAAGGUGAUAAAUUUGCAUGAAUUAUUCCUGUAUCAAUGCUGUAAACAUUGGAAACCAAAAUAAAAAAAUGAAUUGGGAA